This is a messenger RNA of Penicillium waksmanii, 1620 nucleotides long. RefSeq lists its product as uncharacterized. The transcript is spliced from 4 exons. Gene Ontology annotation, cellular component: membrane. NCBI's taxonomy places the organism in Eukaryota, Fungi, Ascomycota, Eurotiomycetes, Eurotiales, Aspergillaceae. The coding region runs from base 1 to 1620 and encodes 539 amino acids. Gene Ontology annotation, biological process: transmembrane transport; amino acid transport. The record is from RefSeq and is a predicted model, not a curated record. Gene Ontology annotation, molecular function: transmembrane transporter activity.
AUGGCGAGCAAGAUGGAUGCAGUCCAGCCUCAUUCUUCGGGGCCCAAGCCCCCUUUUGAGAGCGACCGCUUCAAAUUUGAUGAUCGAAUUAGUGAUUCGGAUCCAUCUGCGGCGAAUGGUCUCCUCGAGUCGCUCGGUUAUGAGCCUGAACUAACCAGAAACCGCUCGACGCUCCAGGUGGCUUUCAUGUCGUUUGUUCUAGCAUCGAUUCCGUACGGUCUUGCCACAACGUUCUUCUAUCCUCUGGUUGGUGGUGGACCAGUGAACAUCAUCUGGGGAUGGUUGAUCGUGUCCCUCAUCAUUCUUUGCGUCGCCGCAUCUCUAGGUGAGAUAACAUCGGUGUAUCCGACCGCCGGCGGUGUCUAUUACCAAGCAUUUAUGCUAUCGCCCCCAAAAUACCAGAGAAUUAUCGCUUGGAUUUGCGGGUGGUCUUAUGUGGUCGGUAAUAUUAUGAUCACUCUUGCUGUCAACUUUGGAUCCGCGCAAUUCAUUAUCGCUUGCGUUAAUGUUUUCGAAGUCUCCCCCGGGGUGGGCAUCUUUGAAGCGACAACCUAUCAGACCUUUCUCAUUUUCCUAGGGAUUACCCUUCUGUGUAACGCAGUAUCAUCUCUAGGGAAUAAAUGGUUGCCCCUUCUGGAUACCUUCGCGAUCUUCUGGACACUUGUGGGUCUUUUAGCUAUUGUUAUCUGUGUUUUGGUCAUUGCAAAGGAUGGCAGGAACAGCGGUGCAUAUGUCUUCGGUCACUUCGAACCGCAAUCAGGCUGGCCUGAUGGUUGGGCUUUCUGUGUUGGUUUGCUUCAAGCCGCAUAUGCCACUUCUUCAACUGGAAUGGUGAUCUCGAUGUGUGAAGAGGUUCAGGAUCCAUCUCGGCAGGUACCCAGGGCAAUCGUGGGCACCAUCAUCUUGAACACAAUAGCUGGGCUCCUUUUCCUCAUUCCUCUCGUAUUCGUGCUUCACGAUUCAGCAGCUCUCAUCGCUUUGGUUUCUGGUCAGCCAGUCCCGACCAUCGUCAAAUCAGCCAUCGGCAACUCAACUGGUGCAUUUCUCCUCCUACUUCCGUUGGCCGUGCUUGCUCUUCUAUGUGGUAUAGGAUGUACAACAGCGGUAUCGCGUUCGGUUUGGGCUUUUGCGCGAGAUGGAGGUAUUCCAUUCUCCAAACACUGGAAAGUGGUCAAUCAGUCGCUGGGUCUGCCUUUCAAUGCUAUGAUGCUUGGAAUGGUCAUUGAGAUUGCCCUUGGGCUCAUCUACUUCGGCUCCACUGCUGCUUUCAAUGCUUUCUCGGGCGUUGGCGUCAUCACCCUAACAGUCAGCUAUGCAUGCCCAAUUGCUGUUUCCUUCAUGGGCGGUCGUAAGCACAUCAAGAAUGGGAAGUUCGAUCUGGGCAAACUUGGGCUGUUUUGCAAUAUCAUUGCAUUGGCAUGGAGUUUACUAGCCGUUCCUCUAUUUUGUAUGCCGUCCUACCUUCCUGUCACGCCGGAGUCCGUCAACUAUGCGCCUGUUGUAUUCGUCGCCUUCAUCAUCAUUGCUACAUUCUGGUACUGGGUCUGGGGCAGAGAGAAGUACGUUGGCCCUCCUACAGCCGAUGAGGCUGUCAUUGACCUUCGCCUAUCCGGCGCAUAG